AUGGAAGAAAAUAAUUCUUAUACUUAUGAUGAUCAUCAAACAAAAAAUCGAAAUGAAGGACAUGAAAAACACGAAACAUAUUCUUAUAUCGAAUCAGAUUCUAUUGAUCAUUUUUCUAUUGAACGUCAUCCACAAGAAGAAACUCUUUCAAGAACAAGUCAAUCUUUUAUUCAAUCAGUCGGUAUACCCAUUAUUAUACCAAAACCAAAUUUAAAUAAAUCAGCUCCUAUACAAACAACAGUUUCACUUCAUUCUUUUUCAAGUAUUGAUUCAUCAGCUGAAAUGGCUAAAUACUUUCCUGAUGCUCAGACACCUUCUUUAUCACCAUUUAGACAUCAUCAAGAAGAUUCAAAUCAACAGAUACAAUCAACGGUAACAACAAUAACACAUGCUAUUACAGAUAAUAGCACUAUCAAAUCAGGUCCUUAUGCAAUACCAUCAGCUCCAAUAACCGUACAACAAUCACUCGCUCAACCUAUUCGACCUUCAACUGUAGUAGAACACUCUGUUCAAACACCAGUUGAAACAAAAGUUUUAUCAGGUAUUCCAAGUUAUUCAUCACAAAUAGAAGGAUUAUCUAUUCCACAAGCUAUUGUUAAUGAUGUUAUUGUUGAUCUUCAAACAAAAGUUCUCAAUGAAUCUCAACAACAAUAUUAUAGCGAUUCAUCAACUCAAAACUAUUAUGAAUCACUUUUUCCGAUUUAUAUUCGAUCACCAAAUCCAACUAUUAUUCUUCGAUCGGAUCUUCCUCGUCUCCGUCAUACACUUAUUCCUGAUCGACCAGUGAUCGUUGGUCCUCUUCAAGUUUUCCACCUCCUCCGCAAUAACAUUAUUCAUCAGAAAACAAGAAAGAAUAUCGAAAUCCAACAUAGAUCAAUAUAUAGAUUCUAA
Rotaria sordida is the source of this 891-nucleotide messenger RNA. Lineage: Eukaryota; Metazoa; Rotifera; Eurotatoria; Philodinida; Philodinidae. The record is from the annotation of a GenBank genome assembly.